UAUGUACUGUAGUUGAAAGUAGCGACAUAGCGACAGACUAUCGCAUUUAUCUCGUUCAGCAUGAAGAUAGAGAUUCAUCCGUUGACAGCAGAUCCUACAGCAGCCUGGCGCGAGUUAUCUCAGCAUCAGAAAGUUGUUAACAUAACUGCUAAAUUGCCGACGACCGAGGCACCAAGCGAUAAAUUGCGUAUAGUAUGUAUGAGCGAUACGCAUUCACUCACACCAUACAUAAAAUUUGACAUACCUGCUGGAGACGUUUUCAUACACGCCGGAGAUUUUACGAAAUGUGGUAGUCUACAAGAAGUCAUAGAAUUCAAUAAUUGGAUAGGCAAUUUACCACAUAAACAUAAAAUAGUUAUAGCUGGAAAUCAUGAACUUAGCUUUGAUCCAACAUUCACACACCCUUUUUCUGUGCAUACUGGUGGGGAUCAUCAGAAACAUACAGGAACCAGUAUACUUGACAAUAUACCUACCUUGGGUAUGUCAAAAGAUACUCUUGCCGAAGCUAUUAAAACUACUAAUGUUAAAGAUUAUUUGACAAAUUGUACAUAUUUGGAAGAUUCUGAAAUUAUAUUGCAUGGAAUCAAGAUAUACGGUACUCCAUGGCAACCAGAGUUUUGUAAGUGGGCAUUUAACGUGCCGCGUGGGGAAGCGUGCCUCUCUAAAUGGGAAAUGAUUCCAUCAAAUACAGAUAUCCUCGUAACGCAUACUCCUCCUGUAGGUCACGGAGAUCUGUGCUGUACUGAUGUACGCGCUGGAUGUGUCGAAUUAUUGUCAACGGUGCAAAAUCGUGUGAAACCCAAAUAUCAUGUAUUUGGUCACAUACAUGAAGGAUAUGGCAUAUCUUCAGACGGCAAAAUCAUAUAUAUUAAUGCAUCGACAUGUGAUUUGAAUUAUUUGCCAAGUAAUCCACCAAUAGUGUUUGAUAUAACACUACCACCUGGUGUUCAAAAAUCAUAAACCACCAGCUAAAUUGAAAUUAAUAUAUACUAUACUGCAUAAUGUUACAUCAGGAGUAUGUCAGAUCUUACAAACAGAAAAAAAUUGAUAAAAGAUCGACAUAUAAAUUAUGUAGGAGUUUAUAUAGUUUCUUGCCUUAAUUCAAUCAUGACAUGUAUAAAGCAUAGACUGUAAGUAUUAAUUUGCCUUUCUUUUUCAUACAAUUUGUAAGGUCUUAAUAAUAACAUGUAAGAGAUAAUCUAAUUUGUGAUCUUUCUUAAAUAAAAACUUUAUAAAUUAUAUAUAUUGUUAUGCAAUGUUUUUUAUAAAUUAGCUUCUAAUAUUUAUCUUUUAUUUUUAAUCAUUUUUAACAGUUAUUUAAUAGUUGUUAAGUUUUUGUUAAAGAAUGAUCGAAUUAGUAAAGGAAUCAGUUGUGGAAAGGAAACUUUUAUUUAGAUAUCUUGAAUAUACGUUUCCUUCGAAGUAAUUUUCAGUAAUAAAAUUUAUGUUUUACUUUUUAUGUAUUUAUUGUAUUUUAUGUAUUUAUAUGCCCAAUUGAGUAACAACCCAAUUGGCACUUUCUCAUUAGGAAAAAUUUGCAAUUAUAUACUGUCACAUUUGAGACUA
Molecule: messenger RNA, 1566 nt
Organism: Linepithema humile (Argentine ant)
Lineage: Eukaryota; Metazoa; Arthropoda; Insecta; Hymenoptera; Formicidae
Product: metallophosphoesterase domain-containing protein 1
Molecular function (GO): hydrolase activity
Source: RefSeq, a predicted model, not a curated record